Molecule: messenger RNA, 1260 nt
Organism: Pundamilia nyererei
Lineage: Eukaryota; Metazoa; Chordata; Actinopteri; Cichliformes; Cichlidae
Product: atrial natriuretic peptide receptor 1
Exons: 9
Coding region: 1-1260 (419 amino acids)
Biological process (GO): cGMP biosynthetic process; receptor guanylyl cyclase signaling pathway; intracellular signal transduction
Cellular component (GO): plasma membrane
Molecular function (GO): guanylate cyclase activity; peptide receptor activity; adenylate cyclase activity
Source: RefSeq, a predicted model, not a curated record
AUGCGGGCAGCGAGUGUCAGCUGUGCAGGCAGCAACCAGACUGUUCGUCGGAUUCUGACAGCCUGCCUCCUCUCUUUCAUGGCCCUGCUCGGAUCUGUAUUCAUCGACGUCAACUCCAACUUUGACUUGCUGUACACUACAGAAGCAGCUUACAGCGAGCUGACUUCAUGCAAGACUCUAACUCUCCUGCAACUUAUGACAGAGUGGAUACAGAACUAUGCCCACAGUCUGAAGGAGAAAACACAAGACCUUAAGCACCAGAGGCAGCUGGCUGAAGAUCUGCUUCACCAAAUGCUGCCAAAGUCAGUUGCCAAACAGCUCCGCCAGCAUAAACAUGUUGAAGCUGAGAGCUACGAAAAGGUGACCAUUUUUUUCUCAGACAUUGUGGGCUUCACCUCUAUAUCUGCGUCCUGUACUCCAUUGCAAGUAGUGAAGAUGCUCAACAACCUCUACAUGUGUUUUGAUACGCGCAUUGACUCCUAUGAUGUCUACAAGGUGGAGACUAUAGGAGAUGCAUACAUGGUGGUGAGCGGCCUACCUGAAAGGAACGGAGACAGACAUGUGGAUGAAAUUGCCAAGAUGGCUCUGGAUCUGGUAGCAGCCGUCAGACAGGUCUCCAUUCCUCACAUGCCCAAUGAGAGGCUUCAGCUCAGAGCUGGCAUCCACACAGGUCCAUGUGUGGCAGGAAUAGUGGGCUACAAGAUGCCAAGAUACUGUCUAUUUGGAGAUACCGUCAACACAGCCUCUAGAAUGGAAUCAACCAGCCUGCCUCAGAAAAUCCACAUCAGUUCAGAAGCAUACCUGGCUCUGAUCAAAGACAAUGCUUAUGAGCUGCAGCUUCGUGGAGAGAUUGAGAUUAAGGGUAAGGGCAAAAUGUAUACAUACUGGCUGAUUGGCCACAAGAACUACAGCGUGCAGAAUGACAGUCUGGUUUGCCACUGGAAUCCCAACAUGGCCAGAAAGAAGAAAAUGUUAGCAGGGAGCCAGGUAUCUGUGAGCAAUUCAUCAGUGACAGUGCAGAGUCUGACCGAGAAGGCUACCACUCCAGUGUCUCUUCUCAUGAACCAAACUUCGCCACAGCCACCGAAAGACAAACCUGGCAAGAGAAUGGCAGCUCAGAUGGAGACCUACAGCAGCAGCUGCAGUACCCUUGGCUCCAUGAUUGGAGGACUGCAGGGAGGAGAUAAGAGUCCUCAACCCAGCCAGCAUAGCAGUGGACUCAAACCUGAUCUGGUUCCUGUCUCCAACCAGCAUGUGUAG